This is a messenger RNA of Leishmania mexicana MHOM/GT/2001/U1103, 1359 nucleotides long. RefSeq lists its product as hypothetical. Bases 1 to 1359 code for a protein of 452 amino acids. The transcript has a single exon. Lineage: Eukaryota; Euglenozoa; Kinetoplastea; Trypanosomatida; Trypanosomatidae. The record is from RefSeq and is a predicted model, not a curated record.
AUGGAGGGCAUCAUCCAGUACAGGCUGCUGGGUAACCACCCAGCCGCCUCGGGCCGCUAUCUCACCGUCGGCUUCCCCGGCGAGACCACCACCACGGACAAGAUACUGGACCAGGUCAUUCAAGAGCACCGCAUCAACACCAGUCGCUACAAGCUGGAGGUGUGCCGACUUGUACCAAGUCGUGAUGCCUCGACAUCCGCGCCGGUUCCGGCGCUACCUCCUUCAGAGAGCAGCGGUAGCGCCUUCUCAUGGUCAGGUGCGGCGGCGGGGGCACCGAAUGCGCUCGUGCCUGUCGUCAUCCACGGCCCCGACGUGCUUUGCACGUAUGACCGAUUGACCAUUACGGUGUCCAAGCGUGACCUUGCAGACGACGAGGCGGCGCGGAAGGAGAAGGAGCGACUUGAGCGCCAGAGGCAGUUGAAGGAAAUGGAGGAGCAGCUGCUUUCGGGAACUUCAGGGGUCGGAUACUUUAUCGACGGCGGCGCCGGCGCCCACACCGCAGUCUCGCCGUCUCCCCGACCCUCCCGCUCGGCCGCUGACGCGCUGCUGUCCUCAUCGCCGGCUGCGCCGGCGGUGCACAACCUGCGCCUUCAGCGCGCGGUGGCUCUGGCUAGUCAGCUUUUCCCUAUCAUGAAGGGCCAGCGUAGCACGUUGAAGGGGCUUCACGAUGCCGACAACACUCACCGGUGCGUCCUUUGUCGCCUUUCGGCGUUUGAGGAGAUGCUGACGGCGUGCUGCCGUUUUUGCGUGUGCCGCAGCUGCUACGCAUCCGCUUCAGAGAUGGUGAUGAAUGAGGACCAGUGCCCUGUGUGCGGCAUCGUAGCGUCUUCCGCGUCGAGGGCUGGAACGGCUGCCACGACAGAUCUCCACAGCGACAGCCUCGUGAACGUCGGUGGCGACUCCACCGCAUACAAGAAGCGUGAGCGGCAUGCCAAACCCGAGGACGGAAGCUUGUGGAAGCGCGAGGAGGGUGAGCCAAAGGUGCCGCUUCGGCUAGCGAUGAGCGUGCAAGGUGCCGCGGCCACAAACAGCGGCAGCGUUCACGGCGAUGGUCGGGCCGAAACCGAUGUCUUGGCACGGCCUCACAAUGCAGCUACAAGUGCUCCUUCGUCUACGAAGGCUUCUGGGUCUCGUCGCGCGACAGUGCCAGACGUGGCUGAGUCACGCACCGGCAGCGGCGGGGACACCGGCGAUGCGGCUUCUGCUACACCAUUCUCGAAGGACGUGCUGCGGACGGAGGAGCGCCUUCGCAGCAACCUGGAUCAGGCGCUAUCCAUGUUGGAUGCUCCUGACCCACUCUCAGCGGCAGCGAAGGCGAAGCGCAUCAUCAGUGCCGAACUGGCCGCCCUAUGCGAGUGA